CUUGCAUCAUAGCCAGACGAUCUACACCACAGGAAAAGGUGAAGAACGCUCAAAUCUCUCAUUUUUCUGGAAACACGGCUUCAGACAUGACUUCUCCAUUUUCCCCUUACCUGAUACUCACUGCGCUCUUAGGAUUUCACUGUGAAAUCAUUACAGUGAGUAAGGUGUCAGUUAAAGCCAGAGGCUCCAUCUCCAUCCCAUGCCUCUAUGAGCCGCCUUACAGAAACCAUGUGAAAUACUUGUGUAGAGGACAUUCCUGGCUGCUCUGCUCAAAUGAAGUGAAAACAAACCAGACAGAAGCUACAUGGAAAUAUUCUAUCUCUGAUGACACAAGCCAAAGAAUCUUCACUGUGACUAUUAACGAUCUGGAAGAUUACACAGAUGACACUUGUUACUGGUGUGCUGUUCAACUUAAAAGGAAGAAAGAUGACGGCAAAAGAUUUCAGCUGUCCAUCACGAAAGAUAUGCCAAGUCUGUAUGUGGACCAUCAGAAAAUAACAGCAUUCGAAAGAGGAAGUGUGACUGUUAUGUGCCGCUAUAAAUAUCUAAAAGUAACAGAGUGGUGCCGGCUUGGAAGCACCUGUGUGACAGAACAGACUGGAUCAAUAGGUGGAACAACAGUGACCAUCAAUGAAACUGUCCCGAAUGUUUACAAUGUGACUAUGAGUGGACUGACGACAGCAUGCAGCGGCUGGUAUUGGUGCACCAAUGGAGACUUUCAGAUCCCAGUGCAUAUAAUGGUUCACAAAUUAGCCUCAACAACAACUGAGAAAAUUACAGUGAACACCAAAACAGCAAGGACACGCCGAACAUCUACGCAGCCUUCUUUCAAGCCAAAAACAACUUUGCCCAAAAACUCCAUCAAAAGCCCGGAAGGUGGAGAGAGCCUGCAAGAUGAACUGGAGAGCUCCACUACGGUUAUGAUCGUCGUUGCCCUCGUCUUACUGCUCUUGUUAGUUGCUGCAGCCUUUUUUGUAUGGUGGAGGAUAAGACAUAAAACAACCCAGCCUGGGGCGUCAGACACCACGAUGGGCUCAGACACCGCAAGUGAUCCUGAUCUGCUCUAUUCCACCAUCUGUCAUAAUAAACGUAAAGCAGCCCACAUGAAGCAGAAUCGUAGACCUGAAGACAGCAUGACAUACAGUACCAUUGUGUUGAAGGAUUGUGUUCAACAAGAGAUUCAACCAACAGAUGGAAGUGUGAUCUACAGCACAAGGCUUUUACUGACCCGUAUUUGUGAAACCACACUGCUGAAGAAGCACAUUCAGCUGAUGUGUAAGUCCUUGCUCGUACACAGAAUAUCAGGAAGUAGGACCAGAGUCUUGCAGUGCACUGGUUCAUGUAGUUUAUUCUGCUCCCUCAGCGACAUGGCUUUUCAAAUUAGCUUCCUUUUUAUCCUCGCUGGACUAACAGGAAUUGACAGCAUAUCAACAGUCAGUGUAGUAUCAGUAAAAGCUGGAGAUUCAAUUUCCAUCCCAUGUCUGUAUGGAGCACAAUACAAAAACCAUGUGAAAUAUCUGUGUGAAGGAUACAGAUGGGACACCUGCUCAUCUAAAGUGACAACAAACAAACCCAAUUCAAACAAGUUUUCGAUCUUUGAUGACAAAAAGCAAAGAACCUUCACAGUGACUAUCAAAGAUGUGACUGGUUCUGACCUUCAUUACUGGUGUGCUGUGGAGAUACGCAAAGGGCCAGAUGUUGGAAAGUAUUUUGAACUGUCAGUCACUAAAGAUACACCCAGUCUCUAUGUGGAUCACCAAGAGUUAAGAGUCUUUGAAGGAGAUCCCAUCGAGAUCAACUGUCACCAUAGUAUCCCCGGGAGAAAUGAGUGGUGCCGCCUUGAUGGGUCCUGUGUGACAAAUUCAGCUGGAUUGCUCAAUGGAGCGAUUGUGACCAUCAUUGCGAGGUCCAGUGAAUAUUUCACUGUGACUAUGAGUGGACUAAGGACAGAGAGCAGCGGCUGGUAUGUGUGUGUCAAAGGAGACUUUACGAUGCCAGUGCAUAUAACUGUCACUGAGCAACCUCUUAUCAUUUCUACUUUGGGAAACCCAGCAACUACCACAGUUGACCACAGUGCUGGUCCAGAGAAGUUCCUCAUCCCUUUGAGCUUGUUGAUCCCCCUUGCGAUAGCAACUUUGAUCACCUGGUUCCUGUUAAAAAGACAUAAGAACACCAGAGCAGAAUCUUCAGCAACAACGACUGCAGCGGAAGUAACAUACAGUACUGUAACCAUGAGGAGUAAACCUUCAAGCCAGGCUCAAGAGGAAAUAACAAACAGUUAUUUCAAGCAUGGGUCAGAUCCGGGGAGUGAUGUGAUAUACAGCUCUGUGGUAAUAUUGGACCAAACAAAAGGUUGAAGGAAAAGUUUUGCAGGCAAAGGGGCUUUUAGAGAAAUGCUGAUGGAGUGUCCCUUUAAGGAUUUUUUUUAUAGUUAUACACUUAUUCAGUUUUCCUAUUUUUCAAGUACAUUUUCAAGAAUCACACAUUUUUGACCCCAAAAAAUAAUGUACCCAACAUCAAAUUGAAGCCUGGAGUCGUUAGCUCACCCACAGAUUCACUAUAUACGGUAUCAUGGAAGCCAGGGAAAAUCUAUUACUAUUCAGAUAUUUGUAGACUGUAUCUUAACAGUUCAUAUUUCCGCUUAACAACUGAGCGAAUUGCAUUUGCUGUGACUGAAAAUGUGGCUGACUUCCCUGUAAGUGGGAAACAUUAUGAUGGUAUUUUAGAGCUGUUGAAGGCUAAUGCUGUGGAAGCUUUAUUAUUUCUGUUGCUGCUAAAUAACACAUUUCAGUGAAUGCUCUGUUCUGGUUCUGGUAUUUUAUUCUAAAAGUAUGUAUCCACUGGGCCUCAUCCCAAAGUCUAAAAUACAUUUUAAUCUGCUGGAGUUCUGUCAUUAGAGGUAUUUAUAAGCAUCAUCCAACAUGCUACAAAUGUCUUACAGAUGGAAAAGGAAAGGUUUUUCAGGAAGUAGAAAAUCAGCCCAUCUGUACCAUUCUAGUUUUAUAGGCUAUUACCCGUACACCUCACUCACCAACAUAGCUGUUCAUAUGUGCUUUUUAUUCAUUCUCAUAUAGCUCAGUUAUCUAUAAUAUGUAACAAUUUAAGGAAAUUCUUACAGUGGACCUAUAAGUAAUACUCUGCAAGUGGUGUCAUGAUCACAUUUUGAGAAAAGGAAGGGUCAUAUAGGCAAGAAGGGUGCAGAAGAGCAGCAUUGUGAGGGGCUUUGUGAGCUUAUGUUUGUUCAAAUGUUAAAGUAAUUUAAUAAAGUAUUAUGAAAUUGUUGGACAAAAUAUCCAUACAUUUAUAA
Labrus bergylta (ballan wrasse) is the source of this 3307-nucleotide messenger RNA. Lineage: Eukaryota; Metazoa; Chordata; Actinopteri; Labriformes; Labridae. The record is from RefSeq and is a predicted model, not a curated record.